This is a messenger RNA of Xenopus tropicalis (tropical clawed frog), 4179 nucleotides long. RefSeq names its product arylsulfatase D. Bases 101 to 1852 code for a protein of 583 amino acids. Gene Ontology annotation, cellular component: endoplasmic reticulum. NCBI's taxonomy places the organism in Eukaryota, Metazoa, Chordata, Amphibia, Anura, Pipidae. The transcript is spliced from 11 exons. The record is from RefSeq and is a predicted model, not a curated record.
AUGCUGGAAUCUCUCUUCUGGAUAUCAAGCUCCACGUUAGUUGCCGUCCAGAACAACUCGCAGCAGUUCUACCAGUGCAUACUACCCAGCAGAUUUAAGAAUGGAAUCAUUAUCAGUCCAUUGGAACCUUGCAGCUAUCUUAUGCAUAAUGGUAACUCCAGUCACUCGGGCUGCCAGUGCCAAGCCCAAUAUUGUGCUGCUCAUGGCUGAUGACCUUGGUAUUGGUGAUAUUGGCUGUUACGGUAAUGACACUAUAAGGACACCUCAUAUUGAUAGACUUGCAAGAGAAGGACUAAAACUGACCCAGCACAUAUCAGCUGCACCACUCUGUACACCAAGCCGAGCUGCAUUCAUGACUGGACGAUACCCAAUAAGAUCAGGUAUGGAUUUAGGCAAUGGAGGGAGAAUCAUUUUUUGGACAGCAGCAUCUGGUGGGCUACCCCCUAACGAGACUACCUUUGCCACAAUACUACAACAGCAAGGCUACUCCACUGGGCUUAUAGGAAAAUGGCACCUGGGUGUGAACUGUGAAUCACGUGAUGACUUCUGUCACCAUCCCAAUAGCCACGGUUUUAAUUACUUUUAUGGCAUGCCAUUUACUCUUUACAGUGGGUGCAAGCCAGGCACUCGUAUUGAAUUUAAUGGACCAAUGAAACCGCUGCUUUCUUUUUUGACUGAGAUGAUAGGUUUGGGCGUACUUACAUUAAUUGCUCUGAAAUAUAGCAAACUCCUUGUCGUUAAUGGGAAAUUCAUAGUCUUCUGUGCAAUUUUCGGCAUCUUGUUUUUCAUCACUUGGUACACAUGGUUUCAAUAUAGUCAGUAUUGGAACUGCAUACUCAUGAGAAACCAUGAAAUUACUGAACAACCGAUGAAUAUUGAAAGAACCACCUUUCAAAUACUGAAAGAAGCACAUGGAUUCAUUGAAAGAAACAAGGAUGAUCCCUUUCUGUUAUUCGUUUCAUUACUCCAUGUUCACACUCCGCUUAUUACCACAAAAAAAUUUACUGGAGGAAGCAAACAUGGAACCUACGGGGACAGUGUAGAAGAAAUGGACUAUUUAGUUGGUUCAGUGGUUGAUUAUAUUGAUGAAGCAGGACUAAAAAACAACACUUUAAUAUAUUUUACCUCAGACCAUGGGGGACAUAUAGAGCUUGCUGAAAGAAAUACCCAGCUGGGUGGAUGGAAUGGCAUUUACAAAGGUGGAAAGGCUGUGGCUGGUUGGGAAGGUGGCAUUAGAGUACCAGGCAUAUUCAGAUGGCCUGGAGUCAUAGCUCCUGACACAGUAUAUGAUGAACCAACAAGUCUUAUGGAUAUUUUCCCCACUGUAGUUCAUCUAGGAGGAGGAGAAUUGCCAACUGACAGGAUAAUCGAUGGUCGGAACCUAAUGCCUUUACUGCAAAAUCCAGCAUUGCAUUCUGAGCACGAAUUCUUAUUUCACCAUUGUGGCCCACACUUACAUGCAGCUCGGUGGCAUGAAAAAGAAAGUGGUACUGUUUGGAAGGUUCACUUUAUUACCCCAGUAUUUUCUCCAGAAGGUGCAGGAGGCUGCUAUGAUUCCAAACCUUGUCCCUGUGAUGGAGAUCGUGUAACAUACCAUAAUCCUCCAUUGUUAUUUGACAUCUCAACAGAUCCUUCUGAGUCCAGUCCACUCCAACUUCACUUGAAGCCACAAUAUAUGCAAGCAAUUAAUCGCAUUAAACACGCAAUAGAAGAACAUCAGAGAACAAUAAUCCCUGUACCACAGCAGUUAUCUUUCAUGAAUAAUCUUUGGAAGCCAUGGCUUCAGCCAUGUUGUGGGACAUUUCCUUUUUGCUGGUGUGACAAAGACAUUAACCUGACUUUAGAAAGCUGAAUGAUGUGAUUAUAUUCAAUUAUUAUAUCCUGCAUUCUGUUUAGAGCAAAUUUUUUUUAACCAGUACUGAUUGCAAAUACAGGUAUAGGAUCUAUUAUCCAAAAUAUUUGGAUUUCUGGAUAAGGAGGGAUCUUUCUUUAAUUUGGGUAACCAUACCAUAAUUCUACUAAAACUAAUUAACUAAUUAAAAAUGAAUUCAUUAAACCCAAUAGGAAUGUUUUGCCUCCAAUAAGGAUUAAUUCUAUCUUAAUUGGGAUCAAGUACAAGGUACUGUUUUAUUAUUACAAAGAAAAGGGGAAUCAUUUUUUUAAUUAUUUAUUUCUAAUGAAGUCUUUGGGAGAUGACCUUCCCAUAAUUUAGAGUUUUUUAGAUAACGGGUUUCCAGAUCCCAUAACUGUAUUAUUAUUAUUGUGGUUUAGAUUACAAUGUGAGACUUCUUUGCUAGUCUCAUUCAAAUUUUCUUAUAGAUUUUAGUAAACCAUAAUUGUUAAAGACAUAGGAGCUCAUUUACUAUGGAUAUGGACAUUGCAUUUUGGUACUAUAUGCAGGAAAUAUCUUUUGUGCGCACUUUUAAAACCAGCUUCAAAAAUGUUCAUUCUGUGAUUGAAAAGAGGUGGGUGGCCCAGAGUAGGAGCCCUAUUAUAUGUUUUAUUGUAUGUUUUCAUACAAAAUUCGUUGUGCACUAAUCAUAAAUUGUGUGUGUACACACAAGGGCAACAGAACACUGUGUGGCAGGGAGGACCUCAAAGGUUGUCUUGUUAUAGAACAAACCAGUGUCUCCAGUUAAGCUUAUGCAGCAUUGUGAUGAAAGGGCUUUACUUCUUGAAAUGUAUUCAUACUAAUGAAUGUUCCAUUUUUAAUAAAUGUUAUAAAGUAGAGAUUACCUUCUCUUAACCAGUUUUGGAAGCUGGAGGGCAUGUAAAAUAAUAAGAGGGAUGCAAAAAGAAAGGAUGGUUUUCAGCCUGUCCCAUAUCUUGCAUAAGCAAAAAUUGCAGAAUGGGCUUGUGUCCAAAUUGUCACCAGAUAGGUUUUUUGCUAUUCUAUGAUUAGUAACAACACAAAGGAAUUCCUACAUUUCAGAAACACUUAAGGCCGAAUCUUUGUUAAUUUGUUCCCUACCUUCAGAUCCAAGAGAGGGUUACAUAUUAUACUGUACACACUGGGCAAGUUUAAAUUUUAAAAACAUUGUUUAGUCAUUAACAACAAAUAAAAGACCUACGCACGUUUCAACCAUUAACCAUAUGGUGCAAGGAGGGAUUUGGAAGGUCGAGUACAUACGAUCUAGUAGAAAAUUCAUAAACACAAGAUCCCAAGCAAGAUCCAAACUGCAGCCCCCCAAUCUAUAUAGAAAUUAUAGAUGUGCAUUUAAUUAAUAAUUUACUUAAAAAACAAGUAUGUAUGUAACCCAGUUUUUUAGCCAUUUUGUACCACCAGCUGCUUUGGAACUGCAAUUUAAAUACAGUCUCCUCAAAAAGUUGCUGUACUAAAAAGGCUACAAGGGGUAAAUGAUUAGACUGCUAUGUCAAUAAAAUAAAUGUUGCAGUUAGUAAAGGUCCAUUAAAAAACAUAAUUCACUCCAACAUACUUAGGCCUUGAAUGCAUAAAUUCUUGAAUUUUUAUAAAAUGCUUGAAGAAAAAUUUUGUACUUGUCUGUCAUUGACUCAGAGGGGAAUUCUUAAAACUGGAGUGAUUUUACCCACAUCGCUAUAAACUGUUAGCUUCUCUGCAGACUGCAGUAAAACUAAUAAGCAAAAAGUUCUAGUUGCUAUGGGUUACCAGAAAAUGUAAAUGUAAAAUCUUAACCUUUUUGAGAAUUACUCUGUUGCCUAACUUGUUUUGUCAUUGCUUUAUGAGACGUUAUAACAUUUUGCUCUUUGAACAAUUAUCUGAUAAAUAAGAGGAGCCAAAUAAUAACUGUAUAAAGCUAGUACCCAGUACAGUGAUCCCCAAUCGGUGGUUCAGGAACAACAUGUUGCUCACCAGUCCCUUGGAUGUUGCUCCCAGUGGUCUCAAACAGGUGCUUAUUUUUGAAUUCCUGGCUUUUGGGUGAGUUUUGGUUGCAUAAAAACCAGGUGUACUGCCAAACAGAGCAUUGUGUAGGCUGCCAGUCCAUAUAGGGGCUGCCUAAUUGCCAAUCAGAGCCCCUAUUUUUAACCCCAGGAACAUUUAUCAUGCUUGUGUUGCUCUUCAACUCUUUUUAAAUUUGAAUGUGGCUCACUAGUAAAAAAAAGGUUGGGGAUUCCUGACCUAGUCCAUAAUAUGUGUACUAUGUCAUUAAGCUGCAUAGUGACUACUUGUCCUAAGAAUAAACAUUUUCAAACCCUGCA